GCUCUUUAAUUCCUUUUUCAGAUAUAAUACAUGUAGCCAAAUAUUGUUCUUUGACUUUGACUAACACUGGGGGUGAUCUAUGAAACGCCAAAAGAACAUUGUUAUAGCGCUCAUCUGUAAUUAGUGCGGUUUUGGAACUUCCUGAGCCCCUCCCUCUUUCCGGGUUAUUUUAAAGAGCGCAGCGCUGUCCUCUGCUCUUCUCUUCUCACCGACACGCAGACUCUUGACGCAGGCUGACAUCCAGACUGUGUUGACCCUCUUUAUGCUUCGGAUAACCAUGUGGCAAAUUGAAUCUCCGACUGCGAUUAAUGGAGAGCAGGCUCAAGUUGAUAUUCCUAAUAGAUAUCGCACUACUCGUGCGUAAAAAGUGGAAAUGGCACGAAAGAUAAAUGUCCACUCUCCUAACUUCGGGUGUGACUUGAUGUAAAGGUUUGCCAGGCGUUCGGCGGACCGUUACCUGCGUAUGGAGCAAGAAUGAAUACAACGUGUUCAGUACUGAGACUAAAAAGGAAGAAAUUCAUAUCUUCCCUCCUGUCACUGCUGACUCUGUGUGCCCUGCUACUGGUCAGUCAGAGGUACAGCUACAUCGAGUCCUUACCUCCCCCCGCGGCUUUAAAUGACAUCCAGACAUUCCACAGGUACAAUAUUAAUUGUAAGGCUAUAUACGAAAUGGACCCAGUGGAGGUGGGGAAGUCGCUGAUCAUCAGACAGAAACAAGUUGUGGAAGACAAGGAUGAAAGUCUGCUUAACCUCACCUCAAACUGCCCAUUGUUCAUCAAGUCCAGAGGUUAUGAUGACGUGUGUGUCUCAGAGGAGGAGAAAGACUUUCCUCUCGCUUACUCACUGGUUGUGCACAAAUCUGCAUGGAUGAUAGAGAGACUCAUCCGAACGCUGUACUCGCCCAGUAACAUCUACUGUAUCCACUAUGAUCAGAAGUCCUCGGCUCAGUUCAUCUCAGCCGUGGAGGGUUUGGCCCGCUGUUUGCCCAAUGUCUUCAUUGCCUCCAAGCGAGAGUCUGUCUUUUAUGCCAGCUUCACUCGAUUGAAAGCUGAUCUCAACUGUCUGUCCGACCUUUUGGGGUCAGAAGUCAAGUGGAAGUAUGUCAUCAACCUGUGUGGCCAAGAUUUCCCCCUGAGGUCCAACAUCGAGCUGGUGUCAGAACUUAAGAAGUUAAAAGGAGCCAACAUGCUGGAGACAAGCCGACCCACUGAGCACAAGAAGGAGAGGUUCACCUUUCACCACGAGCUGAGGGAUGUCAACUUUGAAUAUAAGAAACUGCCGGUGAAAACAGAGCAGAUAAAGGGCCCACCGCCACACAGCAUCGAGGUGUUCUCUGGGAAUGCCUACUUUGUCUUGUCCCGGGACUUUGUUGUGCACAUGAAGUCCUCGGUUGUGGUGAAAGAUUUUUUGGCCUGGUCAGAGGACACCUACUCUCCAGACGAACACUUCUGGGCAACACUUGUGCGACUGCCAGGUGUACCUGGAGAGGUGCCCAGAUCGCAUCCCGAUGUCACCGACCUGAUGAGUCAGACCCGGCUGGUGAAGUGGCAGUACCUGGAGGAGAACCUUUACCCACCCUGCUCAGGGACACACGUCCGCAGCGUUUGUAUUUAUGGUGCUGCGGAAAUGCGUUGGUUACUCAACUACGGCCACUGGUUCGCCAAUAAGUUUGACCCCAAAGUGGACCCCAUUCUCAUUCAGUGCCUUGAGGAGAAGCUGGAGGAAAAACAAAAGUUAUUCCAAACAGUGGCAUCCCAUAACUGCCAUAAGGGUUAACCAAAAGCUAUAGUACAGUGUAGAGACACACAUUCUUGUCUUUUCAUAGGCAUAGUUAAUACUUAAUAAUAAGCUAUUCCACUGUUCAAUACCUGCACUGUUCACUUUUGCACUAUCACCACUGCACUCACUCUACCAUUGCACCCUAUCAUGGUCAUGGCAUCCCACGGUCAGUCCGUACCAGACCUUUGUAAUCACUUCACAAAUUGUUAACUCUUUAAAUUCCUGUGAGUGAUUUUUUUUUUUAUGUAUGUGUGUAUGUGUGUUUGUUGUGUUAUGGUUGUCUAAGCUACUGAAAGCCUAAAAUGUUCCUUGGAAUGAAUAACGUAUCUAUCUAUCUAUCUAUUCUAUUCUAUAGUUCCAGCUUCUAAAAAGUAAAAAUUUGCUCCUAUUUAUCUUAAGUUGUAGGAUAUUGAUUUCCCUUGGAUUGUGGACCAAACUAUAUAUUUGAUCUUUUGUUUUAAGCAAUUAUGAAGAGCGUGUUUUUAUAAACUAAAUGAUUAAUUAAUAAUGAAAAAAAUUCGUUUCAACCCUAGGUACCAAAACUGUUUCUAUAAAUAUGACAUUACAGAGAUGCUUUAUUUUUUUCUGACAUUAGUCUUGCUUCAGCCAGUUCAAGAGACUAUAAUCCCUUCAGAGCAUUUCCUAAGGCAUUUUAAAAGCCAACAUGAAGUGGUGCCAGCGUUUUCUAUCAGACCUAGGCUAUCUAUCCAAUUUCUACAAAACACAUUCUCACUUUUCUCUAGUGGUGUAGCCCCAUGCAGAGUUUUGUUUUAUUUAAUAAAAUGUUGAGAUAUUUGUUCAGUAGAUGUCUUGCUCCUCACUAAAAUUCAAUUUAAUAUGUGGUGCCCACAGCAACUACGAAUGUCUUAUUCUUUACUGUAGCGUAAAGGAACUACGCUACAACUCGCAUUUUGUUGUGCAACCCCGUUUUGUAGAAUGACAAUAAAUGACCCUUGAAACAAUG
This is a messenger RNA of Perca fluviatilis (European perch), 2743 nucleotides long. Its product is annotated as beta-1,3-galactosyl-O-glycosyl-glycoprotein beta-1,6-N-acetylglucosaminyltransferase 4-like. The record is from RefSeq and is a predicted model, not a curated record. Gene Ontology annotation, cellular component: membrane. The transcript has 3 exons. Lineage: Eukaryota; Metazoa; Chordata; Actinopteri; Perciformes; Percidae. Gene Ontology annotation, molecular function: acetylglucosaminyltransferase activity. Bases 475 to 1776 code for a protein of 433 amino acids.